This is a messenger RNA of Suillus plorans, 972 nucleotides long. RefSeq lists its product as uncharacterized. The transcript has a single exon. The record is from RefSeq and is a predicted model, not a curated record. NCBI's taxonomy places the organism in Eukaryota, Fungi, Basidiomycota, Agaricomycetes, Boletales, Suillaceae. The coding region runs from base 1 to 972 and encodes 323 amino acids.
AUGACUCCUAAAAUCCAACCAUCAGAGAACCAAGAAUCCGUCACAGUUCAAAUCCCAACUUACGACAUGGCCAGACUCAAUGGCGAUUUAGACCUGCUUUGCUCUGAAUUACAGACUAUGAUUCUGGACGAAUUAAGCGUUCCAGACCUAGCAUCAUUGGCAAAAACAAGGACCGAGAAUGACGAGGGAGUGAAGGACUAUAUGCAUAAGCGCCGGGAAGACAUAUUAGGAGCGUUUGUGAAAGAUGUAGGCCAAUUUCUCACCCUCUUAGACCGGACAGGGUUGGUCGUCUCAUGUUCAAGUGCACUCCAUCUCGUGCAAGCUAAGGCGAUGGCGGUCCAUCUACGGGAUAUGGACGUCUAUGCCACAAUAGAAUUCGAAAAUAUCAUGAUGGAUCACUUCAAGACAACAGAGGGUUACAAGGUCAUGAACAAAAGCAGUAGAAAGAAUGAAUAUGACUCAUCGGUGGUGAAUGAAGUGUACAAGCUUGAGAAAGGAGAGAAAAAAGUGGAUAUCAUCUUCACCGACUGGGCAAGUGCCAUUGUUCCCAUCCUACAAUAUCAUUCGACAGCGGUCAUGAACUACAUCAUGGCGCGUUCUCUCGUCUCUCUCUACCCCCAAUGGACUACAGAGAAAAAGAGUUUAGUCAACCCUCGCUUAUACUUUGAAGACUGCACAAACAUACGAUCAGUGAGGGCGCUGAUGAAGUAUGUGCGCCGAGGAUUCCAUGUCACGACAGAACCGUUCCAAUUGGGGACUCAUGACUGUCAACAGAGCGCAUAUUGUCCCCACGCAACCAGGAACACGUUGGAUAGAGACACUCUGCGCUGGAUCUUCAGGCCAGUGAACACACUCGGCGACAUUCCAGUGACUUGUGAUGAUAUGGCAGUCAUAAUGUGGUGCCUGGGAGGACAAGAGUGCAAAGAGGAUGGAGAUGAAGUCAGUUCAGCCUUCAUUACUGUAGGAGGAUGA